AUGCUGCUCAAGUUGGACAUUCAGCAACAUGCUGCUCAAGUAGGACAUUCAGCAACAUGCUGCUCAAGUAGGACAUUCAGCAACAUGCUGCUCAACGACCAGCCCUACACUAGCCCCACCACCACCCACACCGCCGUCCACACCAUCGACCACAUCACCAACCCCUCUUGCUCCACCCCAGCAACCAGCCCUACACUAGCCCCAGCACCACCCACACCACCAACAACACCACCGUCUCGACCACAUCACCAACCCCUCUUGCUCCACCCCAGCGACCAGCCCUACACUAGCCCCACCACCACCCACACCGCCGUCCACACCAUCGACCACAUCACCAACCCCUCUUGCUCCAUCCCAGCAACCAGCCCUACACUAGCCCCACCACCACCCAAACCGCCGUCCAUACUAAAACCCACACCACCGUCCACACCAUCGACCACAUCACCAACCCCUCUUGCUCCACCCAAGCGACCAGCCCUACACUAG
This is a messenger RNA of Haliotis rufescens (red abalone), 486 nucleotides long. RefSeq names its product extensin-like. The transcript is spliced from 2 exons. Lineage: Eukaryota; Metazoa; Mollusca; Gastropoda; Lepetellida; Haliotidae. Bases 1 to 486 code for a protein of 161 amino acids. The record is from RefSeq and is a predicted model, not a curated record.